Messenger RNA from Cyprinus carpio (common carp), 4045 nucleotides. Its product is annotated as serine incorporator 1-like. NCBI's taxonomy places the organism in Eukaryota, Metazoa, Chordata, Actinopteri, Cypriniformes, Cyprinidae. Gene Ontology annotation, cellular component: membrane. The record is from RefSeq and is a predicted model, not a curated record.
UUACAAUCGUCACCUUCAAACCCCGGAAUCAACUGAGAGAGCGUUUAAUAGCUCAUACUGUAAUUGACUGUCAGUUCAUCCUCUGAAAGUUCGUGGAGUCGUUUGUUGUUGUUUCUGAUACAAAAUGGGAGCCUGUAUGGCUUUGUGUUCUCUCGCGAGCUGUGCCUCGUGUUUGUGUGGCUCCGCUCCAUGUCUGCUCUGUGGCUGUUGUCCUUCUUCCAAUAACUCCACCGUCACUCGGCUGCUCUUCUCUUUCUUCCUUCUGCUGGGGACACUGGUGUCCGUAAUCAUGAUCUUGCCUGGCAUGGAGACGCAGCUCCGCAAGAUUCCUGGCUUUUGUCAAGGAGGAACCACAAUACCAGGGAUCGAGAACCAUGUCAACUGUGAUGUGAUUGUAGGCUACAAAUCAGUGUACCGCAUGUGCUUUGCUAUGGCAUGCUUCUUUUUCCUUUUUUCUGCAAUCAUGAUUCGUGUAAAGAGCAGUAAAGACCCUCGUGCUGCUAUUCAGAAUGGGUUCUGGUUCUUCAAGUUUCUGAUACUUGUUGGCAUCACUGUCGGAGCCUUUUUCAUUCCGGAUGGAACAUUUCAUGAUGUUUGGUUCUACUUUGGUAUUGUGGGCUCCUUCAUGUUCAUCCUGAUCCAGCUCAUCCUCCUGAUUGACUUUGCUCAUUCCUGGAAUGAGGUGUGGGUGAGGAAUGCUGAGGAAGGCAACAGCAAGUGUUGGUUCUCAGGUUUGCUGUUCUUCACUAUCCUGCAUUACGCCCUGGCUUUUGCUGCAAUCGUGCUGUUUUAUCUCUACUAUACCAAACCCGACAACUGCGCCGAACACAAGUUCUUUAUCAGCUUCAACCUUAUUCUCUGCGUCAUCAUAUCUGUGGUUUCCAUUCUGCCUAAAGUGCAGGAUGCCUCGCCUCAGUCUGGUCUGCUUCAGUCCUCUAUUAUUACUAUGUACACUAUGUACGUCACCUGGUCCGCCAUGACCAACAAUCCUAAUCGUGAAUGUAACCCUAGUUUGCUCAGCCUGGUGUCCAAUAUCAGCACAACUGAAGCCAUGCCCACAAGCUCCCCUGGGAUGGUGCAGUGGUGGGAUGCUCAAGGCAUUGUGGGACUGGUUAUCUUCCUCUUCUGCACCUUUUAUGCCAGCAUCCGUUCAUCCAGUAACGCUCAGGUGAACAGGCUGAUGCAGACGGAGGAGGGGAAGGGCACUGUGGGAGGAGAGGAGGUGGGGGAAGACGGACUGCGACGUGUCGUGGAUAAUGAAGAGGAUGGCGUCACGUACAAUUAUUCCUUUUUCCACUUCCACCUCUUACUGGCCUCUCUCUACAUUAUGAUGACACUCACUAACUGGUACAAACCUGAUACAACCACUCAGGCCAUGCAAAGCACUAUGCCUGCAGUGUGGGUGAAGAUCAGCUCCAGCUGGCUGGGUCUGGGGCUCUACCUGUGGACGCUUGUGGCUCCUGUUAUUUUCCCCAAUCGAGACUUCAACUGAGCUUGAGUGGGUGAGAUGCUCUCUCACCUAUUCAAACUGCUCAUGUUUGUGUUGUGUUAGAAAUAUUGCAAAUCUUAAAAAAAAUAUCUCCAAAAACCAUUAAAUCACCAAGACUUAAAGCAAUUCAAAUCUGAAACAGAUGAUUGGUGACUAGUCUCAUAGGGCUGGUAGGUACUUAGUCAUUUAAAAAAAAUGCAUGGACAACAACAAAAGUAUAUGAUGCCAUGACAAGUAUUUAAAAACGCAAAAAUGACACCAAAGUCUGUUUCAGUUAUUCAGUAAAUUGACAUGUGAGGAUUACUGCUGUGCUGAAAGUUGCCAUUCACCGCUAGAUUUUCUUGUCUUCUUAGUAUUGACACAUAUUUUUGAAAAGUAAUAUAGCUGCUCAAAAAUGUCAGUUUGAAGUAAUGCUCGAGUGAACAGCGUAUUCAGUUUUCCUUUGAUUCCUCCAUCCUUUUAUCUCAUAUUCGCGUCCUAAAGAUCUUAAGAGAAAGGAGCUAUACUGCAAGUAAAGGUAAAGUGAAUGGACAAUUAAUGAAAUGAGAAGCACCUUUUUGCUUAAUGAAUGAUUCGCUGCUGUCUCCCUUCAUGCACUGUUCAAAUGUUUGGCGUCUGUAAGAUUUUUAAAAUGUUUUUGAAAGAAGUCACUUAUGCUUACAAAGCUGCAUUUGGUCAAAAAUACAGUAAAACAAUAAUAUUGUGUAAAAUUAUUACAAUUUAAAAGAACUGCUCUCUGUUUUAUUAUAUAACAAAAUAUCAUUUAUUUAGUGAGAAGCCUUUACUCUGGUUUUCAGUGACACAUGAUCCUGAUUUGGUGCUUUAGAAACAUUUAUUAUCAUUAUUAAUAGUGAAAACAGUUGUGUUGCUCAUUACUUUUGUAAAAACUUUUAUUUAGCAUUUAUUUGAAAUAGAUUUUGUGUAAAAGUCUUUACUGCCAUUUUGAUCAAUUUAAUGCAUCCUUGCUUAAUGAAAGUGUUAUUUUAUGUCAAAACAAUCUUACUGACCCCACACUUUUGAGCAUUAGUGUACCUCUAUCAUAGGAGUCACUGUGUCUCCACACAUGAAGGAUAUAUGAAUGAAAUGACUUUUACUGUACUUGUCGCUUCUACCGUGUUGUUGAUAUCCUCAAUAAUUCAUUUCUCAUGGUCCUUAAGGGUUAUUUUCACCUCAGUAUGGCUGUUAGUAUGUUUUAUAAAGUCAAUAUUGUUAGUUUAUCUUGUUUAGCAUUAAGGUAACAGCAUUACUCGUCGCCUUAAUAGGUGCAAGCUACUCAAACCUAAGGCCACACAUUUCCAGUGCAACAAAUAAACUCAAUAACUAUCCUACAGACCGUCAACAAAGUGGUCCUAGCCACGAAUUCGAUUAUGCAUGAUACUGCUGCUAGAAACCUACUCUACCUAAAGAAGAAACCUUUUUUUACAGUGAUAGCAUUUCAACUUCAGGGUUCAACUUCUUCAAUGCAUUGUACAGUAGACACUCUAUAAUAUACAAUUUCACUGCAUACAAUUUAGCAAUGGGGAGAGAGGGCCGUGGGGGCUUGAACAGGGGGCCGUUUUCACUCCAUGUCCUCUGUAGAGCCCCUGAAACUUGUGCAUCCAGCAGAUAAGCCCAAUCCGACACACCCUUCACCCAUACAGCUCACUCCACCGUGAGGUCACACACUCCGACCGGGGUCUCCCACACUGCCAUGAACAACAGACUGUGCUGUAAUAUUAAUCGCUGAUCCAAAUUAAUAUAUUAUGGUGCUGCCAGUCCAUCAGAGGCACAUGUUAGCAUAUCUAGCUUGUUGUUUAGCAGAAUACUUGUGUAAAAGGUACUUUAGUGUGGCAAUUUAUUGUGGAGUAACACAUUUAAAUAUCACUUACAUAUAAAUUAACAGUUCAGGGCUGGGUACUGUGUUAAACAUUUAUAUAUUUAAUGGGUAGAUGUUGUUUCUGAAAACGGAUUGUUUAUCCUUCAGCCUGUGACACUUAGUCAGGUUUUUUUCUUUGUCUUUUUUCUUUUUUUAUUAAUUUGUAAGCAUAUGCUAGAGUAAUGACAUAAAUGUUCUAAAAGUGACCAUACAUUUUUUAUUUUCACUUUUUUUUAACACUGCUAAAAGUAUAUGAAAGCAAAAUAUGAAGUUGGCAAAUUUCUUAACUCUAAGUAUUGUAGGUGUGUCUGCCUCAAGUUAUUCGGUAUUGCCUGUGUUAUGCUUGUGACAUUGGACGAAACUGAUUGUGAAGUAUGUUCUGUAUAUAUAAAGUAUAUUUGAACUUUUCCAAAAGUAAUAGAUUAACACAAGCAUGACGGUUCAUCUAUAGUCUAUUAUUAGGAGCAACAUGCAAGAUUAGUAAUUCUUCAUGUGCCUUUCUAAGAAAACUUCUUAUCAAAAGUGACCAGGUUAAUUUCAGACCUAUGAAAAAGUGCCUUUGCUGUUUUAUAACAUUUCAUUUUUCAUACCAUGGACAAUACUGCUCUUUUCAUUAUUUCAGUAGAAGUACUAUUUCAGUGAUAUGGUGUUGUUCAAUCUGUGCUAAUGCUGUAUAUAUUUCAAUAAACUCAUGCAAAGUG